AGCUGGUCAGGAUACCAUGGUUCAAAGAGUGGAGCAGUGGUAGUCAACCUGGUCCCUAUCGCCCACUAGUGGGGGUUCCAGCUUUCAUGGUGGGCGGUAGGGGUUUUGUCCGAUAUUGAAGCACUUUCCUUUUUUUAAUUUAAUUGACUUUUUAAAAAAAAUUCAUAGCAUUAUUUAAAAACAUUUUCAUUAGGUUUUCAUAAAAUUCCCCGUGACAAUUUAAAUUUCUGAAAAUAUACUAUUUGUAUUGCCCGCGCAUAAGUUUAGUUCACCUUACAUAAGUGAAACUAAAUGGCGCUAUAGUGCGACCGCAAACAAAAGAGCCUCGUCCCAGAACUGCUCGCGCAUCUCCCCCCACACCGCCCAGGUGUAACAGGCAAGCAGAGCUGGUAGCCGGCGCCCCCCCCCCAACCCCAAUCCACAAUGCGCGAGAGGCAUGUGCAGACAAUGAUACAUGGCACAUUACUGUGGAACUGGUGGGCGGUUAGAGAAUUUUACUACUAACAGAGAUACAAAAGUGGGUGGUAGGUAUAAAAAGGUUGACUACCCCUGGAGUGAAGGAACAAGCCAUGUGCAAUGGUCUUAGCCCUCCUGCUUGCAGAGGUUCCGGAAGCCUGGGGGAGGGUGGGUGGGGGCAAGCAGAAGGUCUCAGAAUGGAAGGAUAGACACCCCCCACCCCCCCCCAUGGGCUCUUGGAUAUGGUAAAGCAAGUCACAGCUUCUUCCUUGAAUGGAACCGCCUUGAAAAAUACUGUGCUCUUUUGUUUUUUUAACUGACUGAGGAUGUUGUGCGUUUGGUUUUUCAUCUUGUUAAUUUCUGGCAGCAUCACCAGGCCUUAACACUGUUCCCUACGUGUUUUGACAAGACUCAGUGACUCAGAGGGGAGAAUCUAGUUUCCAAAAUGCGGCAUGCUGGGGCCUCCCUCCCUCCCUUCCUCUUCUUUACCCUUCCUUCCUUCCUUUCCUUCUAUUCGUUUCUUGCUACCUUCCUUCUAUUUCUUCCUUCUAUUGUUUUCAUUCCUUCCUUCCUUCCAUUCCUUCUUUCCUUCUAUGUCUUCCUUCUAUUGCUUGCUUGCUUGCUUCCAUUCCUUCUUUCCUUCUAGUCCUUCCUUCCUUCCUUCCCCUCUUGCACAAGGAACUACUAUCAUUCAAGUUCCAUUCAGUUCCAACAUCAUUUCUUCCACGCAUGCAAUCCUUUAAGUACUUUAGUUUUCAUCCUUUGAGUGCGUUCAUUAUCCGGCAACUUUGUUUAAUGGUGUUUGUAGCAAGGGAAGGCGGUGCCAAUGUGUCUUUUUCCUUGGUUAUGGCUGCAAAAGACCCCUGUAAGAAACAUGCCUGUGAAAUCCAAAAAUGUUUGCAAGCAAACAACUACUUGGAAUCUAAAUGCGAAGCGGUCUUCCAGGAGAUGAGACGUUGUUGCGCCCAGUACCCUAAGGGCGUAUCCCUCUCUUGUUCAGGCUUUAAAGGGGAGGGAAAAGAGAGCGAGAAGCAGGUACCAGAUUCCAACCAACCCCCCACUCUGAAGCCCUGAGCAAGCCCCUACUCUGGGAGGGCCCGAGCAGCCUUACCUGCCGUCUACGUAGCUACCGCGCUAUACCUCAAUCUGUUCUCUUGCAUGGGAGGGCUACUCCCAAGAAGCAAGCCAGCCGGGUCCUCUUCCUCCAGACCCUGACGGAAGACCCAAAGGCAACAACGGCCCGUUGUCAUCGUCGGGUCGAAGAGUAGAGCCCCUAGCACUUUUGUUGUCAAAACGAUGUUUAACUGCUGUAGCCUUAUUGUAAAGUAGAUUGGAGUAGAAUGCCUUGA
Ahaetulla prasina is the source of this 1805-nucleotide messenger RNA. It is a transcript of the gene CMC4, whose product is annotated as C-X9-C motif containing 4. The record is from RefSeq and is a predicted model, not a curated record. The coding region runs from base 1186 to 1530 and encodes 114 amino acids. Gene Ontology annotation, cellular component: mitochondrial intermembrane space. Lineage: Eukaryota; Metazoa; Chordata; Lepidosauria; Squamata; Colubridae. The transcript has 3 exons.